Messenger RNA from Trifolium pratense (red clover), 2108 nucleotides. RefSeq lists its product as uncharacterized. Bases 156 to 1799 code for a protein of 547 amino acids. The transcript has 3 exons. NCBI's taxonomy places the organism in Eukaryota, Viridiplantae, Streptophyta, Magnoliopsida, Fabales, Fabaceae. The record is from RefSeq and is a predicted model, not a curated record. Gene Ontology annotation, molecular function: acetylglucosaminyltransferase activity.
GUGAUCCGAACAAUUCUCAGCUACAACAACAAUCAUUUCCACCACCAAGAACACAAAUUAGUGUAAUGCAACAAUUAAUCUUAAACCAAAUUUGAAUACCAAAAAAACAAACAAAAAAUUUCAUCUUUAAUUAACAAAACAAAACAAAAACACAAAUGCACUAUCCUUCUAAUCAACGCAUGAUCCAUACAGGCUCAAGAAGCAUAACAACUUGGUUAGUCUUAAUCACAAUUGUUUUAUAUGUUCUUUAUUCUUCCAACAUUCUUCUUUUCAAUGAUCAACAAGAUUGUCAACCAACAACAACAACUUUAGAUGACACACCACAAGAACAUGUUCACAUUACUAGUUACAAUAUUUCUUCAACUUCUGAUAGAAACAUUGAACACAAAGUUUUACCAAUAGAAAAUAAAGAACAAACCGAAGAUGAAACCGAACAAGAGCAAGAUCAAGAACAAGAAGAAGAACCGGAACCAGAAGGAGAAGGUGAAGAACAAGAACAAGAAAACAAAUUACCUAUUGUUGUUAGGUUAACGCCUCAACAAAUGGCUCAAAGAGAAGAAACUGAGCUGAAACAUAUUUGUUUUGGGAUAGCUGCUUCAUCAAAUUUAUGGAAUACAAGAAAAGAAUACAUUAAAAUAUGGUGGAGACCAAAACAAACUAGAGGUGUUGUUUGGUUAGAUCAACGAGUUAGUACUCGAGCGAACGAAGGGUUACCUGAGAUACGAAUCUCGGGUGAUACUUCUAGAUUUCGAUAUACGAAUCGACAAGGACAAAGAUCAGCAUUGAGGAUAUCAAGAGUUGUGACAGAAACAUUGAAACUUGGAAUGAAAGAUGUGAGAUGGUUUGUUAUGGGAGAUGAUGAUACUGUUUUUGUUGUUGAUAAUGUUGUUAGAAUUCUUUCAAAGUAUGAUCAUAGACAUUUUUAUUAUGUUGGUAGUUCUUCUGAAAGUCAUGUUCAGAAUAUUCAUUUUUCAUAUGCUAUGGCAUAUGGUGGUGGUGGAUUUGCUAUAAGUUAUCCAUUGGCUUUGGAGUUAGCUAAGAUGCAAGAUCGUUGUAUUCAGAGGUACCCUGCUUUGUAUGGUAGUGAUGAUAGGAUUCAAGCUUGUAUGGCUGAGUUAGGAGUGCCACUCACAAGAGAAGCUGGAUUUCACCAGUAUGAUGUAUAUGGAGAUCUAUUAGGCCUUCUAGGAGCACAUCCAGUGGCACCACUAGUAUCCCUACACCACCUUGAUGUAGUACAACCAAUAUUCCCAAGAAUGUCAAGAGUACAAUCUCUUAAACACUUGAUGGAAUCUAUAAACCAAGAUUCAGCAAGCAUAAUGCAACAAUCAAUAUGCUAUGACAAAACCAGGUAUUGGUCAAUUUCAGUUUCAUGGGGAUUCAUGGUUCAAAUUCUGAGAGGAGUUUUGUCUCCUAGAGAAUUAGAGAUGCCAUCAAGAACUUUUUUGAAUUGGUAUAGAAGAGCUGAUUAUACUGCUUAUGCAUUCAACACAAGACCUGUUGCUAAACAUCCUUGUCAAAAGCCUUUUGUUUACUACAUGAGUAAAACUCAUUAUGAUUCAGCUAGUAAAAAAAUUGUUGGUGUUUAUACUCGCGACAAAUUUAAGAAUCCUUUUUGCCGUUGGAAAAUGAAUUCGCCGGAGAAAAUUACUUCCAUUGUUGUCACAAAAAGUCGCGAUCCUUUGCGCUGGAAAAAGUCACCAAGGAGAGAUUGUUGUAGAGUUUUGCCAUCUCGUAAGCCCACAACUCUAUUCUUAUCAGUAGGCACUUGUCAAGAGGGUGAAGUUACUGAAUUGUAGCUGUGAUCACAUUCACAUAUAUGGUGCAUAUUCUUUCUCUUCUUGGACCAUCACUUUUUGUUCUUGUUUCUUAUCAAUUUAGAAAUGAAGUUUCAAGAUAUAUUUUCAAUAUAGUUGCAUGAGAAACACCCUAGAAGAAUAUCACAUGCUAAUGUUUUGUUUGGUUUUCUCAUUUAUGUAAAUUAAACAAAACAUACUACUUGGAAAUUUGUAUGGUAGAUGAUGACUUGGAAUGUAUGUAAUGAAACAUGUCUUCAUUAUUGUUUCCCAAUGUGACAACACUAAUUAAUGGUUCACAAUGGCUUGGAA